Myotis brandtii (Brandt's bat) is the source of this 3710-nucleotide messenger RNA. It is a transcript of the gene EXTL3, whose product is annotated as exostosin-like glycosyltransferase 3. The coding region runs from base 602 to 3361 and encodes 919 amino acids. The record is from RefSeq and is a predicted model, not a curated record. NCBI's taxonomy places the organism in Eukaryota, Metazoa, Chordata, Mammalia, Chiroptera, Vespertilionidae. Gene Ontology annotation, cellular component: membrane. The transcript is spliced from 7 exons. Gene Ontology annotation, molecular function: glycosyltransferase activity.
CAGCGGAGACCGCGCCACCUGGCGCCGCAACAAGGACAGCAAGCCCUGGAGUUCACUAUAUCAAGAAAUUAUAUGCCAAAAUAUAAUGCCAUAUGAGUCAGAGAAAAGAAGGAUCCUAAACAUAUGGCCUGAUUGUUGGCAAUGACAUCGACAACAGGCUGGCAUUUAUUUCUGUCCUAACCAGCUACUUUAUAACUGUGAAUAGUAACUAUGCAUAUUUGUUGGUCAGCCAAACCAAGGAACAAGAGCUAUGGCUGUUGAAAAAGUCUGUCUGAUUCCAGGUUAUUUUUCCUGGGUUUCAUCAUCAGGGACCUCCUUUUCAUCUCAACAGUGUGGUACCUUUUACCAUUUGAUAAAGAUUAAGGACAUGUUCUUUGGUCAACAGCCAGAACUUAAAAUCUGCUGGAAUAGAGUCAGAGACCAUUUCAACUACAGCUGAGGAAAAUGAAAUUUCCUUUUUAUUUGGUGCCUUGUACAGGGAGCACACUAACUCUUAUGGAAACGUGUGAGUAAAAAGAGAUUGAGUUUUGUCUACUAGAAACUCAUGGUUAUGGCGAGUGACCCAACGUGAUCAGAGAGGGCAAGAGCCACAAAGGAACUCAUGACAGGCUAUACCAUGUUGCGGAAUGGGGGUGUGGGGAAUGGAGGUCAAACCUGUAUGUUACGGUGGUCCAACCGUAUCCGACUCACAUGGCUCAGUUUUACGCUCUUCAUCAUUCUGGUUUUCUUCCCCCUCAUUGCUCACUAUUAUCUCACCACUCUGGAUGAGGCUGAUGAGGCCGGCAAGAGGAUUUUUGGUCCACGGGCUGGUAAUGAGCUGUGCGAGGUAAAGCACGUGCUGGAUCUUUGCCGAAUCCGUGAGUCUGUAAGUGAAGAGCUGUUGCAGCUGGAAGCCAAGCGGCAAGAGCUGAACAGUGAAAUUGCCAAGCUGAACCUGAAGAUUGAAGCCUGUAAGAAGAGUAUUGAGAAUGCCAAGCAGGACCUGCUUCAACUUAAGAAUGUCAUUAGCCAGACUGAGCACUCUUACAAAGAGCUGAUGGCCCAAAAUCAGCCCAAACUUUCUCUGCCCAUCCGAUUGCUCCCAGAGAAGGACGAUGCUGGCCUUCCUCCCCCGAAGGUCAUCCGGGGUUGUCGGCUACACAAUUGUUUUGAUUAUUCUCGCUGCCCUCUCACCUCUGGUUUUCCAGUCUAUGUUUAUGACAGUGACCAGUUUGCCUUUGGCAGCUACCUGGAUCCCUUGGUCAAGCAGGCUUUUCAGGCUACAGUACGAGCCAACAUCUAUGUUACAGAAAAUGCGGAUAUUGCCUGCCUCUAUGUGAUAUUAGUGGGAGAGAUGCAGGAGCCAGUAGUGCUGCGGCCUGCUGAACUUGAGAAGCAGUUGUAUUCUCUACCACAUUGGCGGACAGAUGGACACAACCAUGUCAUCAUCAAUCUAUCACGGAAGUCAGAUACACAGAACUUACUAUAUAAUGUCAGUACUGGCCGUGCCAUGGUGGCCCAGUCCACUUUCUAUGCUGCCCAGUACAGACCUGGCUUUGACUUGGUAGUAUCACCACUAGUCCAUGCCAUGUCAGAGCCCAACUUCAUGGAAAUCCCACCACAGGUGCCAGUUAAACGGAAAUAUCUCUUCACCUUCCAGGGUGAGAAGAUUGAAUCACUAAGAUCUAGCCUUCAGGAGGCCCGAUCCUUUGAAGAAGAAAUGGAAGGUGACCCCCCAGCUGACUAUGAUGAUCGUAUCAUUGCCACCCUAAAAGCUGUACAGGACAGCAAGCUAGAUCAGGUCCUGGUAGAAUUUACCUGCAAAAACCAGCCUAAACCCAGUCUGCCUACUGAGUGGGCACUGUGUGGGGAGCGGGAGGACCGCUUAGAAUUACUGAAGCUUUCCACCUUUGCCCUCAUUAUCACUCCUGGGGACCCUCACUUGGUUAUUUCAUCCGGAUGUGCAACACGGCUCUUCGAAGCUCUGGAAGUUGGUGCUGUCCCAGUUGUGCUGGGGGAGCAAGUCCAGCUUCCUUACCAUGACAUGCUGCAGUGGAAUGAGGCAGCCCUGGUGGUGCCCAAGCCACGUGUUACUGAGGUUCACUUCCUGUUACGAAGUCUUUCUGAUAGUGAUCUACUGGCUAUGAGGCGGCAAGGCCGCUUUCUCUGGGAGACUUACUUCUCAACCGCUGACAGUAUUUUCAGUACCGUGCUGGCUAUGAUUAGGACUCGAAUACAGAUCCCAGCUGCUCCCAUCCGGGAAGAGGCAGCAGCUGAGAUCCCCCAUCGUUCAGGCAAGGCGGCUGGAACAGACCCCAACAUGGCUGACAAUGGGGACCUGGACCUGGGGCCAGUAGAAACUGAGCCGCCUUAUGCCUCGCCCAAAUACCUCCGCAACUUUACCUUGACCGUCACUGACUUCUACCGCAGCUGGAACUCUGCUCCAGGGCCUUUCCAUCUUUUCCCCCACACACCCUUUGACCCUGUGUUACCCUCAGAGGCCAAAUUCUUGGGCUCAGGGACUGGAUUUCGGCCGAUUGGUGGUGGAGCUGGGGGUUCUGGCAAGGAGUUUCAGGCAGCACUUGGAGGCAAUGUUCCACGGGAGCAGUUCACAGUUGUGAUGUUGACUUACGAGCGGGAGGAAGUGCUUAUGAACUCUUUAGAGAGAUUGAACGGCCUCCCUUACCUGAACAAGGUAGUGGUGGUGUGGAAUUCUCCCAAACUACCAUCAGAAGACCUUCUGUGGCCUGACAUUGGCGUCCCCAUCAUGGUGGUCCGUACUGAGAAGAACAGUUUGAAUAAUCGAUUCUUGCCCUGGAAUGAAAUUGAGACAGAGGCCAUCCUGUCUAUUGAUGAUGAUGCUCAUCUCCGGCAUGAUGAAAUCAUGUUUGGGUUUCGGGUGUGGAGAGAAGCACGGGACCGCAUUGUGGGUUUCCCUGGCCGUUACCAUGCGUGGGACAUCCCUCAUCAGUCCUGGCUCUACAACUCCAACUACUCCUGUGAGCUGUCCAUGGUGCUGACAGGUGCUGCCUUCUUUCACAAGUACUAUGCCUACCUGUAUUCUUACGUGAUGCCCCAGGCCAUCCGAGAUAUGGUGGAUGAAUACAUCAACUGUGAGGACAUUGCCAUGAACUUCCUUGUCUCCCACAUCACUCGGAAACCCCCCAUCAAGGUGACCUCACGGUGGACUUUCCGAUGCCCAGGAUGCCCCCAGGCCCUGUCCCACGAUGAUUCCCACUUUCACGAGCGGCACAAAUGCAUCAACUUCUUUGUCAAGGUGUAUGGCUACAUGCCCCUGCUGUACACGCAGUUCAGGGUGGACUCUGUGCUCUUCAAGACCCGCCUGCCCCACGACAAGACCAAGUGCUUCAAGUUCAUCUAGGGGCCUUGCAGGUUUGGGGAGAGGAUGAGCAGAGUGAGGGAGGUGGCUCCUAGACGUGGAAGGACCCCAGGCACAUCCACUGGGUGGGUGGCCAGACCCUCUGCUGGGGGAGGCAGCGGGAAGAGUGGAAAGGAAAGAGUUGCCUUUCUCUUGAAGCUGCCACGCUGGGCCUGGAACCCGGACAGAGGACACUGGGACUCCCUGCACAGGGCACUGACUGAUAGCUUACACUGAGGACAUGGGGGCUCUGGAGAGUCACUCACACAGGUCAUAAGCCCAGGACAGCUGGUUUGUGGUUUUUAAAUCCAGUAACAACUAUUAUUAUUAUUUAAAAAGAAAAUGUUUCAGA